Messenger RNA from Ostertagia ostertagi, 1005 nucleotides. Lineage: Eukaryota; Metazoa; Nematoda; Chromadorea; Rhabditida; Trichostrongylidae. The record is from the annotation of a GenBank genome assembly.
AUGGUCUUUCGAUUCGUGCGAAAACCGCGCAGCGGUUGCCUGAAGCUGCUCUAUCUUGCCGCCUUCGUUUGCGUGUUCCUGUUCGUUUCGAAUCAGUUAAAAAAUUCGCAGUCGCUAGCAAAGGCUAUAGUGGCACCGUUUGAGAAGGAACGAGCACUGCACCCGCUUCCGGAAGAAUCCAAGGAAUAUGGAAAUCAUGACCAUGGUGCCGGGGCUCAAGCGGAAGGUGCUCCACUGCCGAUAAUAAAAAAUGAAGAUGGUGAUGGUGUUGACCCUGAUCGAGUUGAUGGACCAGAUGCUGUUGCUUACAAAGGUGAACAAGAUCAAGAGCAAAUGCCUGCUAUGGGUGCUGUGGCUGCAAAUGAUGUUUUCGGAAAGCAGUCGCACAAUGCUCGUCCCGAGUCAGACGAUGACUCCUACCCCCAUCUAAACACGAAUGGGAAAUUUAUUCCACAUCGUAGGAUCGUACAUUUGGAUCUCAAAGGAGGAGCUUUCAAACCUGAAUUCUUUACUGAAAUUUUCUACUAUUUGAAUCGAAUAAAGGCGACUGGUAUUCUGAUCGAGUGGGAGGACAUGUUUCCUUACACAGGCAACUUAUCUGUAGCUGUGAAUGGAAAUGCGUACUCUAUUGAUGACGUGGAGAACAUUUUGAAAGAGGCGAAACGUCAUCAUCUUGAAGUGAUUCCUCUUGUACAAACAUUUGGUCAUCUGGAAUGGAUUCUGAAGUUGGAGCAGUUCGCUCAUUUGAGAGAAGAUGUGCGCUUCCCACAGGUGAUAUGCUUCCCUGAACCUGAAGCGUGGAAUUUGAUAACCGAUAUGAUCGACCAGGUUGCGGAAGUGCAUAGGAAACACGGGAUGCCGUACUUCCAUAUGGGUGCCGAUGAGGCGUUUCAGAUAGGUGUUUGCAACGCCAGCUUGAUUGAAAUGGGACGACAAGGGUCACGUGACCGGUUGAUGCUUUGGCACAUUUCCAGAGUUGCAAAAUACAUUAAGGACAAAUAUUCA